AUGUAGUUGCUGCCCGGCAAGUGUCAGAUUAGCAGGUUUCUUUGCUCUCUCCGCUCUUCACGCGGCCGCGCAGCAUGCUUAUUAAUUAACAACAGUGCAAACAUUGAUGCCGAAAUCAUCAGAUAAAACAUUGAUCAACUGAAGUUAACAACUGUUAUACACAGCAGGCGCUGCUGCCGGCUAGCAAAAAGCUAAAAAUUCGGCGUCUUGGACAGCGGAGCAUCUCAAAAACCGUGGAACGAAUGUUGCGCAACCCUUUGCUCUGCCCGCAUGCUAACAUAACAACAUUAUCAGCCGAAUCACGCCAUCAACAAAGACGCAGGCUAACACUGAUAAUUGUAUUUCGUGUUGCACAGACAUGAAGAAACGCUCAAAUUCACGUGGCACACCGACGGCCGGCGAUGGGGAAGAGGAGCGUGCCAACUCCGGUGGUGACCAGAGCACCGCAUCCACAAAGUACAUAUCCGGUGCGGCCAGUGCGCCGGCCACACCAAUCAAACGCAACGAUAAUGGUAAAAGGCGCAAAGAAGAAAUUGCCCAGACUUUCGUCAUUGUCAACGAGCGACCGGUGGAUGACAUUUCCUUGGAUUUCUUCUACAAGCCGCACACCAUCACCCUUCUGGCCGUCUCAGUGCUGGCGGUCAUGUAUUUCGCCUUUGUCAGGAACGAGGCUAACAUAGAUGAUAAUCUUUGGUCGGGACUGUUAUGCAUUGUUUUCUUCUUUCUGAUUAUUUCGGUAAUCGCAUUUCCAAAUGGACCAUUCACACGACCUCAUCCUGCAGUAUGGCGCAUCCUAUUUGGCUGUUCCGUCUUGUAUUUACUUAUGCUGCAAUUUCUCAUGUUCCAAAACUAUUCGACAAUACGAAGUAUAUUCUAUUGGCUGGACCCAAAGUUAAAGAACUUUCACAUAGAUAUGGAGAAGGAAUACGGCGUUAAUUGCUCGGACAUAAGCUGGGAACGGGUUAAGGGUCAUUUGGAUGUAUUCGCCUGGGGACACUUUCUAGGCUGGGCCUUUAAGGCCAUACUCAUACGCCACAUGGGCAUUCUCUGGGCCAUCUCGGUGAUGUGGGAAAUAACAGAGAUCACCUUUGCCCAUCUGUUGCCCAACUUUAUUGAAUGCUGGUGGGAUGCGCUCAUCUUGGAUGUUAUCAUUUGCAAUGGCCUUGGCAUUUGGGUGGGCCUCAAGAUAUGCCAAAUACUUGAGAUGCGCGAAUACAAAUGGGCCAGCAUUAAGGAUAUAUCAACAACCACAGGAAAAAUUAAGCGUGCCAUGCUGCAGUUUACACCAGAGAGCUGGUCAGCCAUACGCUGGCUGGAUCCCAAGUCGACGGCAAUGCGAUUUGCUGCAGUUAUCCAGUUGGUCAUAUUCUGGCAGGUCACCGAACUGAACACGUUCUUCUUGAAGCACAUUUUCGAGAUGCCGCCCGAUCAUUUUAUUGUUGUUGGACGUUUAAUAUUCAUAGGACUUUUUGUGGCGCCCUCGGUUAGGCAAUAUUAUGUAUACGUCACCGACACGCGCUGCAAACGUGUCGGAACCCAGUGUUGGGUUUACGGCGCUAUUAUGGUCUCCGAGGCCAUUCUCUGCAUUAAGAAUGGCAAGGAGUUGUUUGAGCGCACGCAAGCCAUCAACAUUGUGCUCUGGCUGACCGUGCAGGUGCUAAUAUCGGUGUCAUUCGUCUACGUAGCUGUCUGGUGGCAGCAACGUCAACUGAAAAAGGUUUCAACGAUUCCGGCUCUGAGUAAAAAACAAGGAGAUAGUGCGCAAAACUCCCCAUCUAAAGGUAAUUUGUCGCCGGCAAAAGAGAAGAAACUCAAAUGAGGCCAUUUUAGCAAAAACCAAAACAAAAAAAACUUAAAAAGCCGAACAACAUUCAAAUAAAAAGGCGAUUCUAUAAUAUGUACAUACAAUUUAUGCAAACUGUACUGAUUAAAUUAAAUUUAUAUUGUGUA
Drosophila montana is the source of this 1950-nucleotide messenger RNA. It is a transcript of the gene l(3)77CDf, whose product is annotated as phosphatidylserine synthase 1 homolog l(3)77CDf. Gene Ontology annotation, biological process: phosphatidylserine biosynthetic process. The coding region runs from base 359 to 1819 and encodes 486 amino acids. Lineage: Eukaryota; Metazoa; Arthropoda; Insecta; Diptera; Drosophilidae. Gene Ontology annotation, molecular function: L-serine-phosphatidylethanolamine phosphatidyltransferase activity. The record is from RefSeq and is a predicted model, not a curated record. The transcript has 6 exons.